GAUCCGCAAAGGUCCAGACCAAGCUCCCGCGGUCUGGCCUCCCUCCUCCUCCCCGCCCCCAUCCUUUUUUUCCCCACCCCCCCUCAUCCUUUAGUCGCCGGUUAGGGAAGGGGCGGGGCUCAUUCUUCCUAGGCCAGCCCGCGAUAAGUGCUAGUGAUUCUCCCAUCAAUUCGUUCGGUCUGUCAGCCUCCGUUGAUUUAAGGGAAAGGAUCGAAGCCGCUGCUCUCCCUGGGUUGCGCAUCACCUCCGGGUGUAUUUCUUAAAAGCAGCAUAUUGUUGGAUUCUACUUUAAGGUCCAGUCUGCUAUCUGCUUCCCUUUUAUGGACUACUGACUAAUUAAAACAUUCUACAGUGGCACUUGACAUUUUCCACAAAGACUGAAAAUGCCAACAGUUGAGAGUGAAGCGAAGGCAAAAACCAAAGUCCGUUUUGAAGAACUCUUUAGGAGUCAUGCUGAUCUAAUAGCUGAUAAAAAGAAACAUAAGAAGAAGGCGACUAAUUCUGAAGAACACAUCUUGCUCGACACCUUGAAGAGUAAUCAUGAUCUUGCUAAAGAAACAAAAAGUGAGGAGGCAAUCAUCAACAGCACUUACAAUUCAGAGAAGAGCCCAAGAUCUACUAAAAGCAAACUAAAGGACAGAGGGUCAAUGGAUGAAAAAAUAAGCAAUGAUGAUUUUACUAUAGAUGAAAACCAGCAUUUAAAGCCAAAUAAGAAGAAAAAGAAAUCAGUGUUACAAGGACAGUCUAAUAAAGAAGAAAAUGCAGAGGAAGUGAAACCAGGGAGUUUUGAAAGAAAGAUUCAUCAUUCUCUCAGAAAAACAAAAAAUAAAUCACAUGCAGGUGUAUCUCGUCAAAAGAAUGAAAAGAUAAAAAAUGACUUAAAUGAAGUGAGAGAAACAACUGAAUUAGAUGAUGAAGAGCAGCUAAUACAAGCUUAUGAACUGCAAGUAGCUGAAGAAGCAGCCAAUGCAAUUAAAAAGAAAAUAAGAAUGAAACUUAAAGAACAGAUGUCUCAUUUACUUUCUGAUCAUCAAAGCCAUGAAGAAAUACUGAACAAUGAAGUAGGAAAAAAUAAGAAAAAGAAAAAAGUUCCUGUCAUGCUCGAAACAGAAACAAGUGUGGCAUCCCUCUCUGAGCAGCAGCAAAAUGUAGAUGAAGAAAAUACCAAAAAGAAAAAUACAUCAGACGAGGUGCUGUCUUCAGAUUUUAACCAGAAGAAUGAAAUAAAAGCAGAUCAGACUGUGGAGGAAAAUGUGGAACAGCCAAAAGCUAAAACAAGAAAGACAAAAAAGAAACCUAGAGCAGUUUUGGAAGACAAUGAAGAAAUUACCGUUGAUAAUGUCCAAGAAGUAAUGAGCCUGGAAGUUUCAAGUCAGCCUAACAGUGGGUUUGAUGAUGCCCUUGUUUUGGGAGUUUAUGUCCAUCGAGCUGAUCGACUUAGAACAGAUUUUAUGAUUUCUCACCCAAUGGUAAAAAUCCAUGUGAUUGAUCAGAAUACUGGUCUGUAUGUCAAGAAAGAGCAUAGCAACCGGGCUGUUUCAUCUUUUUAUGAACAAGAGAGAGUAGAGAAUGUGCUUCCCAUUAUGACCCAGCCUUAUGAUUUCAAACAUUUUAAAUCAAGACUUCCAGAGUGGGAAGAACAAAUUGUAUUUAAUGAACGAUUUAGUUAUUUCCUCCAAGAAUCUGAAGAAAGCCCUAAAGUCAUUCUGUUCUUUGAGAUUCUUGAUUUCUUAAGCAUGGAUGAAGCCAAAGCCAACUCUGAGGUUCAAGUCCAGGAAAGGGGUUUUCGCAAAAUUGCAUGGGCAUUUCUCAAGCUAGUAGGAGCCAAUGGAAUUUUGAACAUCAAUGGGAAACUCCGUCUUCAACUAUACUGCCCUCCUCCUAGGAUUAGGUCACAGUUAAAUGUGGUUGAAGUUUUUGAAUGGUGGUCAAAAUGUCCAAGAAUUCGUUAUCCAUCAACAUUGUAUGUAACCAUAAAAGGCCUGAAACUCCCAGAUCAUGUAGAUCCUUCUUUUCGUUCUAUGAUGGCACUUCAGCAGGAACAAGGUAGUACAUCAUAUUGUGAACUUCAGAAGGAGACAAGUAAAAGAAGUAAUGAACCAGUUCCAGAAGACCAAAAGGAAUUAAUAAAGUGGUCGAGGUUGCCUGGGCAGGUUUGCCGCAUCCCAAACAAGCACCUGUUUUCACUGCAUGCAGGAGAACGAGGAUGUUUCCGGGUUAAUUUCUCCCAGAAUGGAAGAAUGUUAGCAGCAGCAUGUGCAGGCCAUGAUGGCUAUCCUGUUAUUUUAUAUGAAAUCCCUUCAGGACAGUACUUGAAAGAAUUUUGUGGACACCUUAAUAUUGUUUACGAUCUUUGCUGGGCAAAAGAUGAUCAACAUCUCCUUACCGCAUCCUCUGACAGCACUGUCAGAAUGUGGAAAAUUGAAAACCAAGGGACAGCUGCUGUUAAAGUUUUCCCUCAUCCUUCAUUUGUCUAUACGGCCAAAUUCCACCCAGUUGCAGACUAUCUGGUAGUUACGGGAUGUUAUGAUUCUGUGAUAAGAGUGUGGAGUGUUAAAGUGAAAGAAGUGCAUGGUCAAUUGUUACAAGAAUUUGAUGGCCACAAAAGUUUUAUCAACUCUCUCUGUUUUGACACCGAAGGACUUCAUAUGUUCUCAGGAGACAGUUCAGGAUUGAUUAUUGUUUGGAAUACCUGGGUCAGAGAAAAUGAUGACCAUCCAGUUCGACUUUGGAACAUUAAUAAGGAAAUUAGAGAAAAUGAUAUUAAGGGGAUUCCAAUAAGCCAUUUACAGGUUCAUCCAAAUGGAAGGCGUUUGUUAAUCCAUGCCAAAGAUAGUACUCUGAGAAUUAUGGAUCUCCGGAUAUUAGCAACAAGGAAGUAUGUAGGUGCAGCAAACUACCGGGAAAAGAUUCAUAGUACCUUAACACCAUGUGGGACCUUUCUUUUUUCUGGAAGUGAAGAUGGUAUAGCAUAUGUUUGGAAUCCAGAAACAGGAGACCAAGUUGCGAUGUAUUCUGACCUUUCAUUCACAUCCCCUCUUCGAGAUACUGCUUUUCAUCCCCAUGAACACAUGGUGGCAUUUUGUGCAUUUGGCCAAAAUGAACCGAUACUGGUAUAUAUUUAUGAUUACAAAGUUGCACAGCAAGAGGCUGAAAUGGUCAAAGAUUUCAACGGCUCCCUCGCAUCCACCGGAGUCCACAGAAAUCCACUUAUUCUUAGCAGCCACUCCUUAAUGCAAGAGACCAGCGCAUCUGGCCCUGACCAGUUCAUUAAUGCUGCUCGAGUGUCCAUGAGGAUGCAGAAAGUGAAACAGAAACUCGACUCAGUCACGGCCAGCUCAAAUCUCAUGCUUCCUGCUCCAUCAUUGUUCUCACCACACUCCAAGUUCAGACUGUCAAACACGAUGGGUACUCAUUUGAUUCCUCAGCAUCCUUUUACUACUCAGUGUGGAGGUUUCAGCCCAGUAGGAAAAUCUUCUACACGAAUACAAUCAAGCACACUGCAAAUGGUAAGCCAUUCUAUAUCAGCAUUUCAAAAAUUGAUACAAAACUAUAAAUGCUUGAGACUCAGAGUAUUGGCUUACACCAGCCCAGUGCACUGGGGGCUGCCCUGCAAUGGAGCCUGGGGCCUCACCACAGGCUUGGAUAGGGGCCCUGGGCCUCCGUCAAAUCAUCCCACCCCACAGAAAAUGUCAGAAGUUCUCAACAAGUCCCAGGAUCUUAAAUUGUCUGACACACAUUUAGAUUCACCUGCAAUACAAGGACUAAGAAAGAAGAAGAAAAGACUUCAAAAGAAUGAAAUGGCCGUAGCCAGAGGAAAGGAAGGAGCUCCUCAUCCUUCAGAAAUCCCAGGUGCGAGUGCUCCGGGAGAGGGCGAAUCCGGGCUUGUUGUCCUCAAAGCAGAAGCCAAAAGCAGCCCCAGAAGAGCUCUGACCCCCUCGUAGAUGGCGGCCGCUGAAAGAAGGUGGCCUUGGAGCCUGGCGUUUGGCGCCUGUGUAAGAAUGGUGGUCCCUCUCCCGGGGCUUGCUAGGGAUUACAUCAGGACCGCUCCUGUUGGAGAAUCAAUAAACAAUAGUGUCGCUUCCGCUCACCGGACACAAAAGGAAAAAAGCACAAUUUGUAUUGAUAGGGUAAAUUUUAUUUCAUAAUUCUGUAGGUUUGCACAUGGGUAAUAUGCCAAUUUAGAAGAUUCACCAGAGACGGUGAUGAAUCUACUUUGAAACAUAACUUUUUUUUUACAAAUAUAUAACAUUAUAGAAUUGUGUAUUUGGAAUUCCUAAGGAAUAAUCACAUCUUAAAGCAAGACAAAUAUUGAAAGGAAACGUGCAUUUUUUAUAUUUGUUUUAAAUGAGAAUAUGUUUACUUUGUAAACACGGACAGAGAACAUUGUAACAUUUAUUUGUUUCAACUGAUCUUGCCGUACUUUUCUAGACUCAUUCAACUGUUGAAAAUGUUUCAUAU
This is a messenger RNA of Gracilinanus agilis (Agile Gracile Mouse Opossum), 4461 nucleotides long. RefSeq names its product Abelson helper integration site 1 (gene AHI1). Gene Ontology annotation, molecular function: protein binding. Gene Ontology annotation, cellular component: ciliary basal body. The transcript has 25 exons. The record is from RefSeq and is a predicted model, not a curated record. NCBI's taxonomy places the organism in Eukaryota, Metazoa, Chordata, Mammalia, Didelphimorphia, Didelphidae. Gene Ontology annotation, biological process: motile cilium assembly. The coding region runs from base 384 to 3944 and encodes 1186 amino acids.